Messenger RNA from Lineus longissimus, 5923 nucleotides. RefSeq names its product nuclear receptor-binding protein-like. Gene Ontology annotation, molecular function: protein serine/threonine kinase activity; ATP binding. The transcript is spliced from 14 exons. Gene Ontology annotation, biological process: intracellular signal transduction; protein phosphorylation. NCBI's taxonomy places the organism in Eukaryota, Metazoa, Nemertea, Pilidiophora, Heteronemertea, Lineidae. The record is from RefSeq and is a predicted model, not a curated record. Bases 91 to 1626 code for a protein of 511 amino acids. Gene Ontology annotation, cellular component: endomembrane system; cytoplasm.
UGUUUUAGAUCGUCGAAGGUGUUGGUCUUUGUGCUAGACAAGGAAUAAAGGGCUCGUAUUUAGCCCCAUUCCGUGGCUUUAUCGUGCGCGAUGGCCGGGAGUAAGUCUAGUGAUAACCAGGAACCGGAGGCCCCGCCUGAAGAUAGUGGGGAUGAAUCGACGGACGAGGAAAGUGAGAUUCUUGAAGAGAGCCCCUGUGGCCGUUGGCAGAAAAGACGGGAGGAGAUUGAGCAACGAGACAUUCCAGGUAUAGAUAAUGCAUUUCUCGCAAUGGAUACAGAGGAGGGGGUCGAGGUCGUUUGGAAUGAGGUCCAGUUCUCUGAGAAGAGAAACUUCAAAGCUCAACAGGAAAAAAUCAAGCACGUCUUCGAUAAUUUAAUAGAAUUAGAUCACCCAAAUAUAGUCAAAUUUCAUAAAUAUUGGACGGACACUAAAGGAGAAAAACCGCGGGUCAUUUUCAUCACAGAGUACAUGUCAUCUGGUUCAUUAAAGAAUUUCAUAAAGAAGACGAAGAAAAAUAAUAAAACGUUAAAGGCAUGGAAACGAUGGACGACUCAAAUAUUAUCGGCACUUAGUUACUUGCAUUCCUGUGAUCCACCCAUCAUCCAUGGCAACUUAUCUUGUGAUACGAUAUUCAUUCAACACAACGGACUCAUCAAAAUAGGCUCAGUGGCGCCGGACGCAAUCCACAAUCACGUGAAGACCUGUCGAGAAGAAGCGAAAAAUAUGUAUUACAUUGCUCCAGAAUACGCAGAACCUUCACGAGUCACAACUGCUGUUGAUAUGUAUUCAUUUGGGAUUUGUGCAUUGGAGAUGGCGACACUGCACAUUCUUGGUAAUGGCGAUUCUGGUCAGAAAUACGUCCCUAAAGAGGCAAUCAUGAAAGCUCUAGAUUCCUUAGACGACAAGCUUCAACAGGAUUUUAUGAGGCAGUGCCUGAAUGAAGAUCCAGUCUUGCGUCCAAGGGCCAGAGAAAUGCUAUUCCAUACAGUAUUAUUUGAAGUCCACUCGCUCAAAGUUCUGGCGGCCCAUUGCUUUGUAAAAGAUGCAAAUAACAUACCCGAUAAUGUGACGGGUGAAAACAAAUCCUCGUCAAGGGUGGACCCCAAAACAGUGAUAGCAUCUAUACCCCACACAGACGGACGGGGCACGAUUGAUUGGAGAGUCUCGCAGGUGCCUAUAGUAGAGAUAGAAAAAUUGCUAGAGGAUGUCAGAAAUGGCAUCUACCCACUUACUGCAUUUGCUUCCAUCGACCAGCCACCGCCCACGAGGCCUGGGGCUGUGUCUCCCGAAAUAGCUGAGUCAGUGAAGUCAGAGACACCUGAACCAGUGGACACAGAGACACGCGUUGUCAUCCAGAUGUUCGCUGCUAUUGAGAAAAUAGAAGAAUCCACAUCUCUACAGUUGACCCUCAUGUUGCGCAUGGACGACAAGAUGAACAGACAGUUGAGGUGUGAAAUGGGAGAUGAUGAAUCCAGCGAAACAUUAGCCGAUGAGUUGGUGCAUCAUGGAUUUAUUUGUUAUAACGACCGUGAUAGAAUACUUGCAGUUAUCGACGAGGCGAAAAGCAAACGUUCGCAGACGGACGCCCCGGUAACGGUACAAACGACGAUACAGAAUGUAUGACAGUGGAUCAUCAUCCCUAUUGACGAUGCUGCCAUGAUAUAACAUUGCCAACAUUGGUCACUUUUCUCGGCGAAGUGCCAAUGUCUUCUCAUUAUCAAUUGUAUGUAUUUUCUACGCUUUUAAGGACUGAGCUUUUCAAAUAUAUCCAGUUGAAACGAUUCCGUCUUCUGCGAGUAAUUUGUUCUCAAGAGCGACUGUAAAAGUUACUUAAGACUUGCUUUUGGACUGAAAGUUGUCCUUAUGGCAAAAAAAAACAUCAUAAGACAUGAAAGGGAAAUGUAUUACUUAGAAUUGUUUAAAAUUUUGAAAAUCUCGCCUGACCUACUAGCUGUUGGUAUCAUAUGUGAAAAUCAGAUGACAUUUUGUCCUUAUUCUAGGGUAUACUCUUGUGGUACACCUGUCUGUUUCAAUUGCUAUGAGUGGUUGUGUGUUGAGGUCAGUCCUUAAAAGUUGUGUAUCGUUUUUUCAUAACUCCAGCCAGAGUAAUACUGGGCAUAAUUCUUCAUUGAAUGUAGGGGUUAACUUGUGGCUCCAGAUCUUUAAUAUGGUCACGUAUGGUCGCUUUGUAUGAUAUCAGUGUCAUUUAUUUCAUUUCAUAUUAGUAAAGUGAGUGAUGCAACUACUAUACAACUAAUUUUGCAAGUCAAAUAUCAAUUUGGACAAAUUGGGGACUUAAAAGUUCGAGAAAGCUGAAACUCAAUUGAUUGUAAGAGAAGAAAAUAAACUUGGCAAUUUUUGUGCUAGAUUAAAAAAAUUGUGAUAGUAUUGACUACUGUACUGUAUAUACCAACUGGGUGGGGCAUUUUCUUACCCUGUAGUCAAGAGAAAAAGAGAAAAAUUUAUAAUGUGUAACAUACAAAUAGACCCAUCCUGUCAAUUUAGUGCACAACAAUAUCGUCAUUCAUUUAAUGUUUGCUUGCCAUAAGGCAUUGCUCACCAUGAAGUGUCAAGUGUGGACCAUUAAGAAGAACUACAUGUAAUAUCAGUGUUUCAUGAGCUGUUUCAGUUCAUUUAUCUACCUUACAUCAGACCUGACAGUUCAGAAUCAUUGACCUUCGAUUGGUGCUUCUAGUUCAAACGUGUUGGUGUUCAAAAAGUAUUGCUUAUCUUUGCUUAAUACUGGUAAGCAGGGAUCUGAUAUAUCUAUUCUUGGACAUAUUUCCUUCUCUUUGUAAAAAUCUUCAGAUGAUAGCAGAAGUGAUCUGUCCAGCAUGUUUUAAAAUGGGGUCCGAGUCUCUGGCUGUCUUGGGUUAACUGCCAUCGUGUGCCAGGCACUGUUUGGUUCCUAUAAAUGGGUGAUUUAAACCAGAUUCAAAAGUUCAUAAGUUGCUCCAUGAACUUAGCUGGUUAUUAAGGGCGAGAGGCUAGUUUGGAGUAAUUGUAGGCACAAUAUGUAAAAAUACAUUGGGGUUUAAUGAAAUAAUAAUGGUUAAUGAUGAUUUGCAGAUGAAUAUGUCUGACACUGGGUGUUUAUUGGCUGGCUUUGUUCAGCUGAAAAUAUUUUUGUACAGUGAGUGGGAUGUUGAAUUGGUUGACAGAAUUAUUUUAUCUUUAGUAGUGACCCAUCUUAUUUAAAUGAAUAAUGAAGUCCGUGUAAUAGUUGUGCAACGGAUGAGACCCACCGUCUGAAAAUGAACAAUAAUAAGGGCCGUCUGCUUAGUGCAACAGAUAAGAUCCAUGUUCUCAAAAUGAACAAUAAUGCAGUCUGUCUUGAGUUGUGCCAGAGAUAAAACCCAUGUUCUCCAAAUGAACAAUAAAACAGUACAUCUGAGUUGUGCAGCAGAUGAGACCCAUUUUCUCAGAAUGAAGUGCUGGCCAAGAAUUGAAAAAAGGAUUUUCCUGAGGAUUAUUUUGUAAGCUAAUUGAUUUCCUCUGCGUUGGUUUUUUGAUGGGGAUUUCUCUCACGUUUAUUUGACAUUGUGUUUGUUUUGUCAAAGCUCAUAUGUGUUUCUUGAUAAAUGCAGUCAUUUUGUCCCAUAAGUUGACAUUGUAGAAGUUUUUAAAAUCUCUGGCUGGUGGUUGUCACAUAAUGUACAUCUUUACUGGUCGUCUCCUGAGCAAAGUUUCAGAGGUAAGGGUAUCUGUCUUGUAAUUUGUGACAGACAGACAUUGUCUAGCACCAUUAUAUGUUGGUAAAAAAUGCCUGUUAUUUACUAUCACACAAAAAUUGGUAGUACAGGUACCGGUAAGUCUUAUUUUGGCGGCAUGGAGUUAUCUGCAUAUUCUUAUUGCAUGUACAUAUGUACUUAGGUUAAGCUGCAUUUCGAUACCACUCCCAUCUUUGUACCUUUUGUGGUGUCUGAAAUAUUCAUAACUAUUCGGAGUAAACGAAAAGCUUUUAACAACUUUGUUUAGACGAAACCAAAGUUUUAAUGAGACUUAUGAGUCAUUUUCCUUUGGAAGGACCUCACAAAAAUUGCUUUUGAGUGUAUUCGAAAUAAUAUUUCCGUUCAGAUUGACUUGUAGAAUAUGGUAUUUAUGAAUGCGGCUUACCACGUCAUAAUCCAAAGUUGAUCAAAAUUGACAUUUUUACAGUGCCAGUGACUGUUCCAUACCAGACCGGGUGUCUUAAUAUCUGCUUUGGUGUUCUAGGUCACAUUUGUGGUGAUACUCUUUGAGACUUAAACUACAGUUAGACAGAAUUCUAUAUACUAGUGGUUACUUCAAAAUCAGAAAGGUUUUCUCAAAAAAUGUGUUCGAUCUUCUGGUGCUAGUGGGGCAGUUGGUCAUCCUCACAUCAUUGAAAACAAUCACAGAAAUCUAAUGAUGUUGCCUGCCAGUUUGCUUAAGUCACAACUUAAGUAUGUUGUGACAUGCCAUUGUACUUGAAGCAAUUGCUCCACUGCUUGGCAAUCAGGAUUCACUCAGUCGUGUAUUUAAUUCACAACUUCUUGUCAUUUUAUCCAUUGACGCUUUUUUACUGAGUAAACAUGGGAUAGAUCAUCUCUUGGAAAGUCUUGAGAAUUUUAUACUUCUUCUUAAUUUUAACCUUAAGUAAGAGUAGAAGAUAGGAAAAGUAAGAUAUACAUGUGUCGUUGAGAGUUGAAGAGCUAAUAGUAGCCAGUUAUGGGAUUAAUCCCAUCGUAAACCUCGUACACACUUGUUAGAAGAUAGGAAAAGUAAGAUAUACAUGACGUCGUUGAGAGUUGAAGAGCUAAUAGUAGCCAGUUAUGGGAUUAAUCCCGUAGUAAACCUCUUACACACUUGUUAGCGAGGCAGAUUCUCGGAUAGCUUCCUUCGGGGGCUCCAGUUUCCUCCUACAUCAAGCUGCAAAACGACCAAGUUCUUAUUCAACAGUUUGUAUCUGUUCAUGAACCUUUUUGAAGUAAUAACGUUGUCAUUUCCUGUUGAUACAUCACAUAUUCCGAGUCUAUUCCAUGUUUAGCUUUAGGUGUGAGCUUCUCCUUAACCUGAAACUGCUUGCUCAGCGUGAGAUCAUUGAAUGUUGCUUUGUAAAUGUUAGACUGGCGAAGAAGUCAGAUGUGUGUGUGUUACCAUUUUGUAUAGUUGUGUAGGUGGAUAGGACCACCCUGAUUAGUAUUGCCAAUUGUAUAAUGUAUAGUGUUAUAAUAACUUAAUAGACUGCUUCUGAAGUUACAUGUAGGAUUUCUCUGUUUAAUUUAUCAACUUUUCGGACAUGUUCAAUGGGGAAUCUUCAUAAAAAUAUAGAGGAAUUAUCAAUAUCUAGCAUGUAUCAUAGCAUUUUAUGUUCUGUAUCGUAAACUGUACUUGAAUAACUUCUGUCAUUUAUGGCUUAAUCUAUUUAUUGUGACGUUGAUAAAAAUUGUUCUGAUCCUUUUGAGCAGAUCGGUCUCCCACAAGUCCAUUGAUAUCUGAAUUGUAUCUAUUUCGAAGAUGAUGGACUGUGGUGUGUGGAAAGUCAACAGGCAAGUCCGGGCUCGGCAGAGUUGAUCCAAAAUUUGAGGGUGAAGAUGGGGUAUUGGAGGAAAUUUCAUACGCCAAGUGCUAAAGUUAUUGCCUGGUAACUGACUGGGGACAUAUUGUGCUUUUUAGCUUCGUUUACAAUGUAGUUAUAAUUUCUUUUUAAAGCAUUAACAAAUCCAAAGAGAUGACUGGUUUUUCUUGAUGCUUUAUAUUCAACUAUGAAAACUUGUGACUUCGAACUUUAACAUUCCUAUUUUAGCAGUGCGGUCAUUGUGCUAUAGGAAGCAGUUUGCAAUUGCUAAAUGUAUAAGCUUUAGAAAAUGAUCGUAACUUAGAUUAUGACAUCGCCAUGCCCUUGGUAUACGCUUGUCAAAUGGAGCUAGUACAAAUGGGGCGGGGGGGGGGGGGGGGA